GCCCACGGAGUGGCAGUCGGAGGUCAGAGACAGAGGAUUAAGACUCUCCCGGUGAGGAAGGACCCAGCCCUCCGCUACACGGUGAGGAAGGACCCAGCCCUCCGGUACACGGUGAGGAUCGAUCCGAUGAUCAGUGAGACUGAUGGAGGUUCAAACACAAAGUCCUGUGUGAUGGGGAAACCUCACUCCCGAUGGCUUUUAUUUUGCUGCCGAACUUCGUUGGAAAAACUAGGACUUUAAAAGUUAACGGCUGAUUGGAAAAAGACUACGUAUCGAUAAAUAUAAUCGCCAACAGGCCGUGAAGCGAUCCCAAGCAGUCUGCCAUUCGGCCAGUGUUAUAUCGGCCAGGUAUUCUUAUUCAAAGUAACAGAAAGUUUGAAGGCUGUCCUUGCCGCUCCUCCAACAGUCAGAGUCAGGGAGCGAGUCCUCUGAAGUCCACAGCGCAGGGCUGCAGAGAACUGCCUCAGUUAGAGAGCUGACUGUGUAAAACUACAGAUAAAGAGCUUCCUGAGGGAUUGGUACCCUGCCGACUUCACCACAAUACUCUGAAUCAAUAAAAACCUUCAGUCUCGUCUCUGCAGCUUCUUGUCGUUAUGGCAACCAAAACAAAAUGGGAGGCGAUGAAGGAGCGCCUGACGGGAAGCCCCGCCCAUGGCCCCGACGCCACACUGGAGGCGAAUCUGGAGAACGCAGACCCUGAACUCUGCAUCCGACUGCUGCAGGUUCCCACCGUGGUGAACUACUCCGGUUUACGGCGGCGGUUGGAAGCCAGUGAUCAGGCCUGGAUGGUUCAGUUCCUGGAGCUGCGCGGUCUGGACCUGCUGAUGGAGGCGUUGGAGCGACUCUCCGGACGCGGCUGCGCUCGCAUUGCCGACGCCCUGCUGCAGCUCACCUGCGUCGCCUGCAUCCGAGCCGUCAUGAACUCGUCCGAAGGACUGCACUUCAUCCUGGACAACCAGGGUUACGUCAGGACCCUGACCCAGGCUCUGGACACCUCCAACGUCAUGGUGAAGAUGCAGGUGUUUGAGCUGUUGGCGGCUCUGACUCUGUUUGACCCUCAGGGACACCACCUGGGCCUGGACGCCCUCGACCACUACAAGACUCUGAAGAAGCAGCAGUAUCGCUUCAGUGUGAUCAUGAACGAGCUCCACUGCACCGACAACGUCCCGUACAUGGUGACGCUGAUGAGCGUCAUCAACGUCCUUGUGCUAGGACAGGAAGACCUGAGGAAGAGGGACCGCCUGCGGCAGGAGUUCAUCGGACUGCAGCUGUUGGAUCUGCUGCCCAGACUGAGGGAGACGGAGGAUGAGGACCUGAACAUCCAGUGUGAUGCGUUCGAGGACUCUCUGACGGAGGACGAGGAGGAGAUGGAGAGACUGUACGGAGGCAUCGACAUGAGCAGCCACCAGCAGGUCUUCACCUCGCUCUUCACCAAGGUGUCCAGCAGUCCAUCCUCUGUCCAGCUGCUGUCCAUCCUUCAGGCCUUGCUGUUGGUGGAUCCGGACAGAGCUGAGGUCUGGUUAGCUCUGGAGCUGCUGGCUGACCGAGCCACGCUGCUGUCCCAGGACCCUGACUUAGAGUCUGCUGAGUGCCUGCUGGAGAGGCUUCUCCCCCACAAAUCCCUCUCAGCUAAUCGCAAGGUCCGGACCAUAGACAGGGCGGUACAGACUCGACUACCGGACGGUCCUCCUGGACAACCUGAGCACCUCAUCAAAGACGCCUCCACAACUGCUGCUUCAUCAGCUUCUCCUCAAGCUCCUCCUUCUGGUACACCUCCUUCCCCUCCUCACUUACCUGGUAUAGGAGCUCCACCCCCUCCUCCUCCUCCUCCUUUACCUGGUAUGGGGCCUCCUCCUCCUCCUUUACCUGGUAUGGGGCCUCCUCCUCCUCCUCCUCCUCCUCCUCCUCCUCCUUUACCUGGUAUGGGGCCUCCUCCUCCUCCUCCUCCUCCUUUACCUGGUAUGGGGCCUCCUCCUCCUCCUCCUUUACCUGGUAUGGGGCCUCCUCCAGGUGACAUGAUCUCAGCCCAGACUGCUCAAGGUCUUGGUAGGUCGUAUUACAGCCCUGCCCCCUGUCCCACCCUCCGUAUGAAGAAGCUGAACUGGCAGAAACUCCCGUCCAGAGCAGUGACGGCUCAUCAGUCCUUGUGGACGUCGGCAUCUUCAGAUUCAGUGGAACCAGAUUACUGCAGCAUCGAGCAGCUCUUCAGUCUUCCUCCAACUGAGACCAAGACCAGAACCAAAGCCCAGACUGAGCCCAAAAAGAUUUCCUUCAUCGACGCCAAGAAGAGCCUCAACCUCAACAUCUUCCUGAAGCAGUUCAAAUGCUCCCAUGAGGACUUUGUGUCUCUGAUCCAGAGAGGAGACAGGUCCAAGUUUGACGUGGAGGUCCUGAAACAGCUGCUCAAACUGCUGCCGGAGAAACACGAGGUAGAGAACCUGAAGUCUCACCAGUCAGACAGGGACAAGUUGGCCCCAGUGGAUCAGUUUUACCUGCAGCUGCUGGAUGUCCCCAGUUACUCUCUGAGGAUAGAGUGCAUGUUGCUGUGUGAGGAGAGCAGCUGUGUUUUGGAGACUCUGAAGCCCAAAGCUGAGCUGCUGGACCGAGCCUGUCAGAGUGUGAGGGACAGCACUCGUCUGCCCAGUUUCUGUAAACUCAUCCUGAGUGUUGGAAACUUUCUAAACUAUGGGACUCACACAGGAAACGCUGAAGGUUUUAAGAUCAGCACUCUGCUCAAACUGACCGAAACUAAAGCCAACAAGUCCAGAAUCACCCUGCUGCACCACAUCCUGCAGGAGGCGGAGCUAAACCAUCCAGAUCUGCUCAACCUGCCCGAUGAUCUGGAGAUCUGUGAAAAGGCUGCUGGGGUAAAUCUGGAGUCCAUUCAGUCUGAAAGCAGCGCUCUGAUCAAACAGCUGAAGAACGCAGAGAGGAAACUGUGGUCGUCCUCUGAGGACCUGAAGGAGCAGUACCUGUCCCCCAUACAGGAGAGUCUGCAGGCCUGUGAGCAGCUGCAGCAGCUGUUGUCCUCGCUGGAGGACCAGAGGACGCACUUGUCCACCUACCUGUGUGAGGACAGCAGCAGCUUCUCCAUCGACGAACUCUUUAGCACCAUCAAGACCUUCAGAGGACUCUUCCUCAAAGCCAUCAAGGAGAACGAGAGUCGCAGGCAGCAGGAGAAGAGGAGGAAGCAGCAGGAGGAGGAGAGGAAACUCAAAGGAGACACCACAAAGAUCAUCAGGAGGGACGUGUCCAAACAGGACGAAGGUUGCAUCAUCGACAACCUGCUGGCUGAGAUCAGGAAGGGCCACAACCUGAAGAAGACCAGACCUCGAGCUGAGAGGGGCAGCAGAGUCCAUGAUCAUCCUGCGGUCAUACGGAGGUCCCUGGCUAUGGACGAGCCUGACUCAUCUCAGUCCAGCCAAUCAGAGAAGCCUGCAGAACCACUACAGACUGGAACCCGGAUUCCCACUGAUCCAACAGCUGAAAUGAGACCAGAACCAGGGACAGAUGAGACCCAGAGCCUGGACUUUGGUCCUGACCCAGAGACCGGAGACAGAAGGAACGGGGAGUCUGAGUUUGAAGAGAUCACAUCAUUGGAAGUGAGGACAGCCGAACACAACGAUGGUCCAGAUCCUGGUCCAAAGGAACCAGCACAGAAGUCCAGGAUCAGUCCAGCAGGCGCUGACGUUGGGUCCAAACGCAGAGCGAAGGUCAGCUGUGUGUCACACUAAGAUGAGGGGAGGAAGACUCGUCUCCAUGGCGACUGUAUCAACCUGCAUGGAGAGAUACGUCAAAAUAAAAGCAUGAACAGUCUGGAGUCUGACGGCUGAUUGGUUGUAAAGUUUACCAGAGCUCUCUUUCUCUCUCUUUCUCUCACUGUCUCUCUCUGUCUGUCUCUCUCUCUCUCUGUCUCUCUCUCUCUCUCUCUCUCUCUCUCUCUCUCUGUCUCUGUCUCUUCUCUCUCUCUGUCUCUCUCUCUCUCUCUCUCUCUCUCUCUCUCUUGCUCUUACCUGAGCAGGUGUGUUUUUAGUUUCUGAUGGUCAACCGGCUGGUUGGAUCCAGUCUGAUGUGGAUCGUGGAUUUGUUAAGCAUUGGACAGAAGAAGAGACACGAUGAAAUCAAUCACCUUUGUUGUGUUCAAAUCCCAACUUUCAAAAUAAAAGCCUGCAGUGAAACGUUCAAA
This is a messenger RNA of Dicentrarchus labrax (European seabass), 4186 nucleotides long. RefSeq names its product inverted formin-2. Lineage: Eukaryota; Metazoa; Chordata; Actinopteri; Moronidae. The record is from RefSeq and is a predicted model, not a curated record. Gene Ontology annotation, molecular function: small GTPase binding; actin binding. Gene Ontology annotation, biological process: actin cytoskeleton organization. The transcript is spliced from 24 exons. Bases 594 to 3734 code for a protein of 1046 amino acids.